UUUGCGAGACAAACUUAACGCGUGAGGAUCGACACUCUUAUAUAUUUAUAUAUAUGGAUAUUUAUUUAUAUUUUUGUUAGAAGUUUAUUUUUCUAGUGACGGGAUCGGAUUAAGUAGAGAGAGAAUUUUAAUUUCUGUUAUUUUAUUAAUUUAAUGAAUGAACUGUGAAGAGAUAAUAAGACUGUGCAAUAGAAAAAAUAUAAUAUUUAUUAUUUUAUGUUUGAUGGUGUGGUAUGUGCAUUAUUGGAAUAGACGAUUAGUUAAAAGAGAACCCAAGUUCGAUUUAUUUUAUUGAUUCAUUUUUAAUUUGAGAUUUUUCGCGGUAAUUUUAAAUUGAGAUUCAAAUUUACGAGGUAUUUUUUUGGUUUGAAUUUUUGAGUGAUGCCGCGGGAAAUAAUGUGCUAGUUGUCAUUACCGGCUGAAAAAUGUGGACGUAAUUAACAAUAUAAAUUUAAGGAAAAAUAAUUAGUAAUUAUAAUAGUAAUUAUAAUAAUUAAGUGCGCAAUGAUGAAGAAGGAAUUAUUGGCAGUGAAGUUUUUUUUGUUUUUCACGAUCGUAAAUUGUGUGAGUUUUGAAACCCCGAGAUUGAAUGGAUCUGGUAAAAAUUCACGAAGAAAUCAUAAAUACUCUCAUCUAAAUGGCGAGGAAGCCGUCGUCGCUGCUGCAGCGGCCGUUGCCGUGGCAGCAACUGCUGAUUACCACCCAGAUUAUCUACCCCAAGAAUCUGUUCACCCAACAAAUAAUAACAACAACAAAAACAAUGAAAACGAGAACGAAUACCGCGGAGGAAAACUGAUAGGAAAAUGGCGGAGCACCGGCGAAGCCAUCGAACCAAAAUGGCGGGACGGCGACUCGAUUCCAUUGGUGCCGUUCGAAGAAGCCGCCACAAGACGCAAGAUCCCUAAAACCCGCGACAAAGUAGCAACUUCUUUUACUAUCAAUUACCCAGACAAUUUACCAGAGUCCGUCCCAAAGAAAAGUCCAAUACCCGAGCCCUAUUCAACUGGAUUUUCAAAUUCUCCAGCUUAUCAAGAUUCAAAUUUUCCUAUCAAUAACAAUGGACACGUUAAUUCACAAGUAAUUUACAAAAAUCCAUUAAUUAUUAAAAAUUCACAAGGAUCCAUACCAGUUUCGAUCCCCGUUCCAGUUCCAUUAAAUCACGAGCCAAUAACAAAUAAAUUACACGAAUUACAUUUAGCUAAAUUACGUUAUCUAAGUAUUCCAUUAUCAAACAUCAAUUUACCUAUACCUGAAAUAAUUCCAUCUUCCGAAAUAACUCCUCAUAAUUAUUUUUAUACAACUGAUGAAAAUAAUAACAACACAAAUGGAUUAAGAAUUGUAAAUAGACGUUAUCGUACCAGGAAACCAAAGCCUGUGACUAAAAUACCGGAAGAAGAUUCACAUACUGGUUACGCGGAGGAAACUAUUAAAACAAGUUUGUCUACAACACCUAUUACAACACCUAGUUCAACAUCUACUACUUCAACAACUACUUCUUCUACAGCUCCAAUACCAACAACAACAACAACAACAACAACUAGUACGACCACACCGACACCAACGACGAUUACCCCGACGACCAGCGCAAUUACGAGCACGGAUCCAUCAACGGCAUCGACAACUAACGCUCACGUAACGGAAAAAACUAAACAGGUUACUAAAGUUAGACAGAGCACCCGUACUACUGAUAAAGUUAAUCCGUUUGAAAAUAAAAACGAGUAUGAGCUAAAUGACGAGGAGUCCCAGCGACCGAGGCCUAGAAAACGUCGGCCGCCAAGCAAUUAUGAGUUCGAGCUCGAGGACAAAAGCAGCCCGGGAAAUUCGGAGCUCAGAAGCAAGGAGAGACCGGUGGUCAGUCAGAGGAGGAAUCGCACCAGAAAUAACCAGACGGAAGUUAAUAAAUUAGAGAACACGGAGCUGAAAUCGCUGCUCAAAAUGCAGCAGGUCGAGGGCACCAGUUUGUCGGAAAUACUCCAGAGACGUAAUUUGAGUCUCAGUGAUUUAUUGAAGCGGAAAUCGGAAGUUAUCAAUGUUCUGAAGAACAAAGACGGCGAUGAUUUAGAUAACUCUGGUAGCAUUGAUAAUAUUACUAGUAUAUUUAAUUAUGAUAUCAAUAAUAAUAGCAGUAGUAGUAAGAAUACUAGUGACAAUAAUGAUAAUAAUGAUAACAGUAAUGACAAAAUAAAAAAUUCAAUCAAAGAAGCGAAUGAACGCAGGUGGAGACGACCAUUUAGACGUAACAAAUUACGUGUACCAUCAAGAAGAACGACAACAUCACGAGCUCCAGUAUCAAAAGAAUCAACAAGAGAAGAAACCAACCCAGAGAAUAUUGAAGUUGAUAAAAAAAAAUCAACUGAAGAACCUAAUGAGAGAAAGUAUAACGAAAAACUUUCAACAAUUAGUAAAUUAUCUCCGUCUGUAAUAUUUCCACGGCUCAAUUCGUUUACUAAGAAACCUGUUACUUUAAUACCGACAUCGACAUCAACGACAGCUAAGCCAGCGACAACAAAAAACCAAACGUCGGUUAUAAAAGAGGCUACGGAUGAGCGCACAGCUAAUGAGGGCCGAUUAAAACCGGCACAGAGUGACGAGGAUGAGAUAAUGGAGUUUUCGGAUUUUUCAACGGUUUCUACAGACGUUGACCAGGACGAGGCCGAUGGAGACAAGACCGAGAGAUCUGAUUUCCCGGUUACGGAGAGAAGUGAUACAAAUUAUUAUUUCAACGGCGGGAACACUAUUUUUUCUAGAUACGAAGACCUGACUAAAGACAUAGGUUCGACUUUGAGUAUCGAGCAUAUUCUGACCACUCAGCCGCCGACGAAGCCGACGAAAGCCGAUCCCAGUUACCCCAUUGACGAAAAGUCCAACAAUUUGUUCAGCGAAUCUGAGGACUACCAGAACGACGGACUCAAACACGAGCAGGAAGUCGAUGAAGAAAAUUUUGGCGGCACUACCCUGGGAUACGAAGGAACUGAUGACCUGGACUAUGACUCCACUCCCAGUACUAGUAAUUUUAGCAAAGACAAAAAUAGAAAUAACGAAAUUUAUGAACGAAUUGUCUCUGAAAUGGAACCGGAAGUACGCGCGGAAAUUUUUGAAUUAAUCAGCACCGGGUCCAGCGCUAAAAGACUCGAGGAAAUUUUACGAUCGCGUAAUAUGAGCAUCGAUGAACUCAUUGCUUUGAGACAACGCGGAUCCAGUCGCGUUCAUUUGGCCGAACUGUCGAGACUCAGGUCCAAGUCUGGGUCGGAGACUAGUGACGAUGAUCCUGUUACUGAACCAGUUACCAGUACGGAGCCUAGUAGGAAUGAUGAUGAUACUGAUGAUGCUGAUGAUGAUUUGAAGAAAGAGCCGAUAAUUAUUGACUUGUUCGGCAACAAAGGAUUCGAAGCCGGGAUAAUUAAUGAGGAAAAAAAUGAAACGGGUUCAAAAAAAAAUGUACUAAAGCUAGAUGACUUGCUGAGUGCUUUUGAUUCGCUGCCUUUCCUGCGUAAUUACACAAUUGACGAUGAAAUUAUUGAAAAAGUAUCGACGGUUACUUCAACUUCGACGACUGAGUCAUUUAAAUAUGAGAUUAAAAAUAUUUUUGAUGAAUUUAGAGCAGGACAAGUUGGAUUUCCUGGUGAUAAAGCAGCCGGUGGAGAUGCUACUGGAAUAAAUGCGCAGGAAAUGAAGAUAAUCAGAGAUGAGUUGGGAAUAAAUGACAAGCGAACUGGUAAAAAUAUAAAAAUAGAUGCGAGUAGUAAAGAAAAUGAGUCAAUGGAACGAGAAAUGGGGACAGUUGAAGAAAUAGUUAGUAAAUUUGAGUCACUGGACACUACGGAGGAGAUAAAUCCAACGGUACCAGAAGUUAAACCGGUUGAAAUAAAUCUUGCUGGAGAAGUUGAGAGAAAAAAUUUGUCAAGAGUGAGACCUAGUAUCAUUGCCAGUGGCGCAAUACUGGGAAUGACCAUCGUCGGGUUCCUGGUGAUCUUCAUUGUGUGCAGGAUAAAACAGAAGCAGAGGUACAGGUACAAAAAUUCGUUUGCUAAAACGGUUUUCCAGACACCGGCGAUGUCUGGGAGAAAAUUGUCCAACUCGAGCAGUUUGAACACGAUAAUGGUCAAUGUCGUGGCGACUUCGACGGCGAAGCGCGCGGUCCAGCGGGAAACUCAGCAAGUUGAGGAACACUUUGACUGCAGCAAAAGUGACAUCGACAACGACUCGCUUGAUGCUAAUGACAGCUGGGAAACGAUACCCGAUUUUAUGAAAUGAUUUUGUUCAUUUUGAAUUAAAUAUUUAUUUGUUACGUACUGACGGUAACGGAAACAGUAUUUGUUUAGUAAAUUACGCAAGGCUGAUUUAUUCUAAAUUUAUUUUCAUCAUUUUUCAAAUAAGAUUUUUAUAUUUAUUUUUCAUGUAUUUAUAAUUAAAUAUAUUUUAUAUAUAGUUAUAAUAA
Molecule: messenger RNA, 4438 nt
Organism: Microplitis mediator
Lineage: Eukaryota; Metazoa; Arthropoda; Insecta; Hymenoptera; Braconidae
Product: probable serine/threonine-protein kinase nek3
Exons: 2
Coding region: 505-4254 (1249 amino acids)
Source: RefSeq, a predicted model, not a curated record